Molecule: messenger RNA, 593 nt
Organism: Anopheles nili
Lineage: Eukaryota; Metazoa; Arthropoda; Insecta; Diptera; Culicidae
Product: UPF0545 protein C22orf39 homolog
Exons: 2
Coding region: 34-510 (158 amino acids)
Source: RefSeq, a predicted model, not a curated record
GAUGUUUAGAAAUUUUACAAACAGAAUUUAAGCAUGUCCACCGUAUAUGAAGCUGCGGCUGCUAUUAAGCCAAAAUCUCAUGACGAAGAGGAAGUAGUAAAAAACCUCUGGUCGAUCCGACCCUGUUACUUAUAUAAUGAAGAAUACGAAGAUUGCACGAGCAUUAAAGCGCGGUUUCAUCAGUACUUCAUUCACGGCGAAUCAGUAGAUUGUAACCAAUGGAAGCGUGACUUCGACAACUGUGCACGAUUUCAAAACAAUUCCAUGGACACCAAAAGCGCAUUGGAGCUGAUCCAUAGCGAGCAAAGGCGACGCGAAGAACGGAUGAGAGCGCACUACAGCAAUAAUGUGUGGACUAAGCGGAAGGGACCGCCGGAGGAUUGGGCUAAGCCACUUCCAGAGGCUAUGCAAAAGGAAUACGAAUGCUCCUUCCUAGCUUCAAAAGCCAAAGAACUUCGCGGUGGACUUGAGCAUCCGGAAGCGGAGACGUCUUCCUGCUCUAUUAUGUGACCGAUUUAAUGAGGUAUUUUUUUAAAACAUGUCGUAAAGAAGCUUGCAUUACCUAUAUUGCACGCGUUAAGUUUAGACAUUUU